CAUGGAUUUCAUACAUAUCCUGAUCAUCUGGUACCACGUAUUGAACGCUAGAUAAAAGAUAAGAAUAUAUCAAGAAAAAAGUAUUUAUCUUUUUAAAAGUUAUCUAUAAUUAAAUAUAUAUUUAAUUUAUAUGAUUAUCAACUAUUAAUAAAUCAUUAAGUAACAAUUAGAAUUAUUUUUUUGUUAUUAAAACUUAUAUAUAAAUUUCUUUAUAUAUAAUAAAUAGAAUUUAAAAACAAGUUGCUGUUGAAAACUUUAUAUUAAAUAUUAAUUUCAUAUAUGCUUUAAACAUAAUAGUUACACAUUAUAAGUAAGUGAAGUCGUUUUUUUAUAAUAAAAAUAUAUUAAAUUAUACAAUUUUAAAUAUUUAAAUGUUUAAAUGAAUUAAUAUAGUUAAAAAGAAAAGGAUAUGACAUAAAGCAUUUUUUAUUUCACUGAUUUUUUAUUAUAAUCAUCAAAUUAUAUUUAAUAAUGAAUUUUUACUAUUUCUAUAUAUGUUUCUAAAUCUUUUAAUUAGAAAAAGAGAAUUAUAAAUUAAUGUUUAUUAUUCUAAUAAUUAUAUUUUAAAUUUUCGAUCAUAAUUCAUUUCAGUUUGUCUUUAAAUAUUCUAGUCACAAUAUUUCACGUAAAAUAUUAAAAAUAUGAUGUAAAAAUUGAAAUAUAUUUAUUUAAAUAUUUAUAUUAUUUAAUUAUAAAAUUGAAAAAUAGAGUUAUUUUUCAAUUAGUCUGUAAAAGUAUUAAAGAAGCUAAAACUGCAUAUAUAUUUUUGAGUCUCAAAAUAGACCGGUAGCUCGAUUCAGUGUGUAGCUACAAUUUCUAUGCAAAUCGAGACUCUUCCCGAAAGACGAUGGUCAUAUCUAGAUCAUACUUUUGGCAAUCUUCACGGAGUAGUAUAUUUUUAAUAAAACGAUUACAUAUAUAAACUACUUAAUUUUUAGUCUGUUUGCAUCCCUUGACUUUCAUAGAUCGUGCGAUCCGAUUUGAAUGCGAAGAAAGCGUUCAAUAUAAUCAAAUUCGAGGAAAUCGUUUUGGUAUCAAUAUUAAUUGAGUGUUAAAUCAAUCAUGUCUCAAAAAAACUUGGAAACAUCCAGUUUAGUGGGUAAAAGUUCAACAACAUACAAAAUUCUUCAAAAUGAUAAAGUAGGAAGAUAUAUGGUAGCCAACAAGGAGUUAGAGGCAGGUGAAGAAAUUGUUUCAGAAAUGCCUUUUAUAGUGGGACCAAAAGCAGCCACAUAUCCUUUAUGUCUUUCUUGCUAUGUAUCAUGGCCUCCAACAUUGAAUGAAAAACCUCUUUGUUCGAAAUGUGGUUGGCCUGUUUGUUCAACAGAAUGCGAGAACCAACCUCAACAUAAAGAUUAUGAAUGUCAGAUAUUCGCACAAGCCAACGAGAAAUUUAAUGUACAGGCUGCUUUAGAAGAGACAAAUGAAAAUGGAGUACCACAAUUAGAAUGUAUAACUCCAUUGAGAUUACUUUUGGAAUCGGAAAAAAAUCCAGAAAGAUGGAAGAAUGAAGUGAAGGACAUGGAAGCUCAUAAUAAAAUAAGAAACCAAAAGAAACAGUGGAAAUCAGAUCAAAUUAAUAUUGUAGAGUAUAUAAGAAAACAACUUAAAUUAGAAAGGUUCUCAGAAGAACAAAUUCAAACAGUAUGCGGAAUCUUGGAAAUUAAUACUUUCGAAGUUCGAACAGCAAAAGGAUUUAGCGCGAGAGCAAUCUAUCCUACAGUGGCUUUAAUGAAUCACUCGUGUAUCUCUAACACUUGUCAUAGCAUUUCACCAACCGAUUACAAAAUACGAUUGCGUACUACGCUCAAAAUUCCUCCGGGUGGAGAACUUUACGGAAGUUAUACACAUUCGUUACUUCCAACGAUGUUGAGAAGAGAACAUCUUCUUGAAGGAAAAAAUUUCGCUUGUGCAUGUGCAAGAUGUUCAGAUCCAACUGAACUUGGAACGCAUAUGUCUUCAUUAAAAUGCAAUAAGUGUGAUAAUGGAAUAGUGUUAUCUUUGGAUUCUUUAGAUCCAGAAAGUUCAUGGAAAUGUACUCAUUGCGAAUUUUCAACCUCAGGAUCAGCCGUUCGAAAAGUAUUGCAAAUUAUACAAAUGGAAGUAGAUGCAGUAGAGGCCAUCAGUGGUGCUGAUGGAGCUGAUGCUAUUCAAGAAAGAGAAACAGUUGCAAAAAAAUAUCGUUCAGUUUUACAUCCUCGACAUGCUUUUCUCACAAUGUUGAGACAUUCAUUGACACAAAUGUAUGGUCGUGUGGAAGAUUAUCUUUUAGAAGAUUUGCCAGAUGUUGUAUUAGAACACAAGAUCGAUAUGUGUAAGCUAUUACUUCAAGUACUCGACGUUAUAGAACCUGGCUAUUCUCGUAUAAGAGGAAUGACAUUGUAUGAACUUCAUGCACCCUUACUUUUUACUGCUAAAACGCAAUGGAAUGCCGAAGUGAUUGAUAAAGCUGCCUUGAAAUCAAAAAUGAUAGAAGCUUCUAAAAUUUUGAAAGAAGCUGCAACGAUUUUAUGUUUUGAACCACCGGAUACAGCGGAAGGCCAAAUAGGUAUCGUCGCUAAAGAAUCUCUGGCUCAGCUUGAGGAUUCAAUCAAAAAUUUAUAAACUUUAUUUAUUGUAUAUCGAAGCAUUAUAUUUAUUAAUAAAGAUAUAUAACAUUGAAUGUAUUUGUUAAUAAAGAUAUGUAAUUACAUAUAUAGACAAUUAAAUAUGCUUUGCUAAA
Apis cerana (Asiatic honeybee) is the source of this 2722-nucleotide messenger RNA. Its product is annotated as SET domain-containing protein SmydA-8. Gene Ontology annotation, molecular function: protein binding. The record is from RefSeq and is a predicted model, not a curated record. Lineage: Eukaryota; Metazoa; Arthropoda; Insecta; Hymenoptera; Apidae.